UAGGUGGCGGUAGCGCGCUCAGCAGUUGCCGCUGAUCCACAGAAGAAGCGCCGCUCCCUCAUUCAGUUAACGUCAUGGCGGACACAAGAGAUAAAGCUUUGCAAGAUUAUAGAAAGAAACUUUUGGAGCAUAAGGAGGUGGACGGACGUCUCAAAGAAUUGAGGGAGCAGCUCAGAGACCAAACAAAACAAUAUGAGAAGUCAGAGAACGACCUGAAGGCUCUGCAGAGUGUUGGUCAGAUUGUUGGAGAGGUUCUGAAACAGCUCACAGAGGAAAAAUUCAUCGUGAAAGCCACCAACGGCCCACGCUAUGUGGUUGGAUGCCGCAGACAGUUGGACAAAUCGCAGCUGAAGCCUGGAACCAGGGUGGCUCUGGACAUGACCACACUCACUAUUAUGAGGUACCUGCCCCGAGAGGUGGACCCUCUGGUGUACAACAUGUCCCAUGAGGACCCGGGCAGCGUCUCCUACUCAGAGAUCGGAGGAUUGUCUGAACAGAUCCGUGAGCUCAGAGAGGUGAUUGAACUUCCUCUGACCAACCCUGAGCUCUUCCAGAGGGUGGGUAUCAUCCCUCCCAAAGGCUGUCUGCUGUACGGACCUCCAGGCACAGGAAAGACUCUACUGGCCCGAGCUGUGGCCAGCCAGCUGGACUGCAACUUUCUAAAGGUGGUGUCCAGCUCCAUCGUGGACAAAUACAUCGGAGAAAGUGCCAGGCUCAUCAGAGAGAUGUUCAACUACGCCAGAGACCACCAGCCGUGCAUCAUCUUCAUGGACGAGAUCGACGCCAUCGGGGGUCGACGGUUUUCUGAGGGAACUUCAGCUGACAGAGAAAUCCAGCGGACUCUAAUGGAGCUGCUGAACCAGAUGGACGGCUUCGACACGCUGCACAGAGUCAAGAUGAUCAUGGCCACAAACAGACCCGACACUCUGGACCCGGCUCUGCUGCGGCCUGGAAGACUGGACCGCAAAAUCCAUAUCGAGCUCCCCAAUGAGCAGGCCCGCCUGGACAUCCUGAAGAUCCACUCCAGUCCUAUCACCAAGCACGGAGAAAUAGACUUUGAAGCCAUUGUGAAGCUGUCGGACGGUUUCAACGGGGCUGACCUUAGGAAUGUGUGCACAGAAGCAGGACUGUUCGCCAUCCGCUCAGACAGAGAGUAUGUAACCCAGGAAGACUUCAUGAAAGCUGUGAGGAAGGUGGCCGACUCCAAGAAGCUGGAAUCCAAGCUGGACUACAAACCUGUUUAAAUGCCCUGUGCCCCCCACCACCCCCCAUCGAUAAGUUUUCAUUGUCACCGGGUAGUUUUUGUUAAGUUUUGGACUCACUAAUGGUCGUGUCCGAGCAGUCAGCCCCCCCAAAGAAGCUAAAGACAUUCAGAACAGAGCUCCAGGCGUUAGUCUGAGCCGCUCUGUCUGCCCAUCCUCUUCAUCACUCACACUUCCAUGUUCUGAAAUAUACGUUUUUGCUUUACAGAAA
This is a messenger RNA of Oryzias melastigma (Indian medaka), 1473 nucleotides long. It is a transcript of the gene psmc6, whose product is annotated as proteasome 26S subunit, ATPase 6. NCBI's taxonomy places the organism in Eukaryota, Metazoa, Chordata, Actinopteri, Beloniformes, Adrianichthyidae. Gene Ontology annotation, cellular component: cytosolic proteasome complex; proteasome regulatory particle, base subcomplex. The transcript is spliced from 14 exons. Gene Ontology annotation, molecular function: ATP hydrolysis activity; proteasome-activating activity; ATP binding. The coding region runs from base 75 to 1244 and encodes 389 amino acids. The record is from RefSeq and is a predicted model, not a curated record. Gene Ontology annotation, biological process: positive regulation of RNA polymerase II transcription preinitiation complex assembly.